Messenger RNA from Closterium sp. Naga37s-1, 630 nucleotides. The record is from the annotation of a GenBank genome assembly. Lineage: Eukaryota; Viridiplantae; Streptophyta; Zygnematophyceae; Desmidiales; Closteriaceae.
AUGGUCACAGCUAGCGCAAACGGUAGAAAAGCGUUUCUCGUGGACACGCUCGCACUUGUGAGAAGGCUGGAGGCGGAAGGGUUGACGGCGAAGCAAUCCGAGGCUAUCACACAUCUUAUCACAGAAGUUCUCCAUGAGAGCCUCGACACAGCCGCGCACACUUUCGUCUCAAAGCCAGAAAUGCAAAAGUCAGAGAUGGUGGCGGAGGCAGCCAUGGCCAAGGUCAAGACGGAAAUUCAAAGCCUCCAGGAUUUGAAGUUUGCUGGAUUGACUCGGGAGGUUGAAGGGCUCAAGACGGAUUUGGACAAAGUAAAGAAUGAAAUACGAUACGAGGUGGAUAAGGUGACAGCAGGACAACGUCUUGAUCUGAACUUGGAAAGAGGGAGAAUCAAAGAAGAAAUCACAGCUCAAACUCAGGAGCUCAGCAGCUUGUCCAACAAGAUGGAUAGGGAGGUGAACACAUUGAAGGCAGAGUUAGAAGGCGCCAAGUUCGAAAUCAUCAGAUACUGCAUAGGCAAGUUGUUACAGAGAAUGGUUUCAGCAUCUCUUCUUACUGCUGCACUCCUGCCUGUCUUUCUCCAGGCAAACUGUUUAACACCAGCAUGUGAUCUGUGGGUGCAGGUACCCUAG